AUGUGGGAUGUAGUGAAGAAGACCAGGAACAUCCGGCUCCGUGCUCACCUCUUCAACACUACCGUACUUCCUGCUUUGACCUAUGUGUCGGAAACCUGGGCAUUUUGCAAGCAGGAAGAAAACGCGGUACAGCCGAAGACCUUUAUCAAAUUCGACCAGCACUUGUCCGACUGGAUUGAUGAUGGAUGUUAUCAGAACGGUGCACCAAAUGAUGAUGCAAUUGCCAGCCGUUAA
This is a messenger RNA of Necator americanus (New World hookworm), 234 nucleotides long. RefSeq lists its product as uncharacterized. The transcript has 2 exons. The record is from RefSeq and is a predicted model, not a curated record. Lineage: Eukaryota; Metazoa; Nematoda; Chromadorea; Rhabditida; Ancylostomatidae. Bases 1 to 234 code for a protein of 77 amino acids.